Messenger RNA from Tyto alba (common barn owl), 2898 nucleotides. RefSeq names its product SAP domain containing ribonucleoprotein (gene SARNP). Gene Ontology annotation, cellular component: nucleus. Gene Ontology annotation, biological process: poly(A)+ mRNA export from nucleus. The record is from RefSeq and is a predicted model, not a curated record. NCBI's taxonomy places the organism in Eukaryota, Metazoa, Chordata, Aves, Strigiformes, Tytonidae. Bases 66 to 698 code for a protein of 210 amino acids. The transcript has 11 exons.
CGCUGAUUGGGCGGCUGCGCCGCCGCCGAGGGCGGGGCCGGCAGCGGGGCUGUGGGAGCGACAAGAUGGCGGCGGAGACCGUGGAGCUCCAUAAGCUGAAGUUGGCCGAGCUGAAGCAGGAGUGUCUGGCCCGCGGCCUGGAAGCGAAAGGCAACAAGCAGGAUCUGAUCAACAGGCUGCAGGCUUACCUGGAGGAGCACGCUGAAGAAGAAGCAAACGAAGAAGAUGUCCUGGGUGAAGAAAUAGAGGAAGAAGAGCAGAAGCCGGUCGAGCCGCCCGUCAAAGUAGAAGAGCCUCCUGUCAAAUCACCUGACGUGAUUACGGAAAAGAAGGUAGUGAAAAUCACGUCAGAGAUAUCGCAGAUGGAGCGGAUGCAGAAGAGGGCCGAACGCUUCAACGUGCCCGUGAGCCUGGAGAGCAAGAAGGCAGCGCGGGCAGCUCGGUUUGGUUUGGCCACAGUUUCGACUAAAGGCCUCUCUGCAGACAGCAAACCCACGGUAAACAUGGAUAAAUUAAAGGAAAGGGCUCAAAGAUUUGGGUUGAAUGUCUCCUCGCUCUCCAAGAAGAGCGAAGAAGACGAGAAACUGAAGAAGAGAAAGGAGCGGUUUGGCAUUGUAACGAGUUCAGCCGGGGCUGGAGCUACAGAGGACACAGAGGCAAAGAAGAGGAAAAGAGCAGAACGCUUUGGGAUCGUCUGAUGCCGGUCCUUUCGAGCUUCAGCCCGUUGCAGUGUGCCUCUCGAGUGCGUGCAUACUCUUUCUCUCUCUUUCCCCCACUUUCUCUCACUCCCACACUGUUUCUCUAGUUUUUAGUGACGAGUAGACAGGGAAUCCCCCGUAGUUGUAUGAUUGUGCUACUUUUUUUUUUUUUUUUUUUUUUUUUCUCUUUCUUUUCCCCAAAUUACGGAGUUUAAAAAUGAAGAAAAGUUGAGCAAAAAGAAGAAACUGUUCUCGGUGCCCGGAGGUACCGUCCAGCGGGCAGAGGCGACGAGUGUCCCGGUUCCCCCCCCCCCCCCUCCCCGAGCUCUGCCCGGGGCACCGACGGGCGCAGCGUCUGCCGCGCGGUGUGGUGAGGACGGGAGGUAGAGCAGGGUGUGCCGGGCCCCCGGCAGCAGCUUCCCCGGUUCCAGGACUCCCGGGGUGCCGCUGAAGGCAGGGCUGGUUGAUGUGCGUCCUCUCUUUUGCCGUCCCAUUCCGUUUCCACCUCUCGGGCCGCCUCGCUCCGCGGCUCCUCCCUGUGAAAACGGGCCCCGGGGCUCAGCCCUGUCCCGGUUUCUUCCCUGCAGCCGGGACGAGAACGCGCCUCCUCUCGAGAGCCCCGGGGCGCUCCGCAAGUCCUGCUCUGCAUCUCUUACCCUGCCCUCGCCCGGGAGCUGGCAGGUGGAACGCCAGGGAAGGAUUUUUCUCAAUUAUAUUGUCUCAUGGUUUCAAAAACGGAGGUGGCGCAUGCGCUAGCCGGCGCGCGGGGCAGUUUCAGGACCGCCUGCCCUCCCCAGGUGAGGUUAAUGGGAAUUGUCAGAGCAAGAAUUGCCGAUUAACCCCCCCGCCCCGAUCGAGGCUGGUGCUCUGAAAAGAGGAGGUAAACCCAGCGAUGCAUUUGCAAGUGGAGCCUGUUCUCGCCGCUACGUUUACCCCGCCUUGCUCUGGCCUCUGCGGCCCGUGGCGUUCCGCGUGCGUCUUCCAGGUUCCUCCAAGGCCAGCGCCACGUUUCUGCCCGUAAGCAGCAGCGCUUUGUCCCGUCUCUUAGGCUGGGGUUUAUCUCCUCUCUGCCCCAGAGCAGCUGCCGAGUUGGUUUAACUCACCGACUCGCUGAAGGAGCCUCGCUCCUCUCGGAGCUGCCGGGCGGCGCGGGAGAGCACCGGCGUAUCCCGGCACCCUCUUUGAGUGUGGAAAUUCUCGGCAGCCGCACAGGGACGCGGUUCCUCCUGCUGCAUGAUCCAUAACCCUUUCGGUAAAAUUCCUGAAGAAAACGGGGCCGUGUCACGCCGAGGGCAGCGCUGCCGCAGCUUGUGGGGGGGCUCUUCUUGCCGCUUUAGUGUUUCAGGUGGCACCUUUGUUCCUGGCGAGCUGUGAGGAGCAUUUCUGGGGGGCGGCUGGCGAGGGGGGAGAGGUGCGGCGGGGCUGGGCCGGCUGGCGGGGGCCGCCCCUGCCCUUUCCCCCAUCGCCCGCCCGGAGAAUUAAGUUCCCUUCACAAGUUCAUUCCCACUGCAUCUCCCGCCCUGUGCAGAACUUUCCCUCCCGGGGACACCUCGGCCCCAGGCCUGAGCAGAAAUGUGUCCCGUCGGCUUUUUUGGGCGCGCGCUCCGCCUGAAAUCCUCCCCUCUGCAGACCGGCGUCCCGGGCUUCUGAUUUCUGAGCGUAACCUCUGCCCAGAGCUGCCGCCUUCUCCGUGCUUGGGGCCCUGAGGCGCUGGAGAACAGCGGGGGCGUGUGCAAGUGGAGCUUUUCAGAGGCUUAUACCUGGUUCUUAAUAAGCAAUAUAUAUAUAUAUAUAUUUUUUAACGUAGAAGUCUUCAAACUGCUUCUGUUCCAUUCAUGCUUGAAGUCUGACUGCGUCUGCGUGCCCCCCGGUGACUCUAAGCAAUACCUGGGACGUUUGUUGACUUUCCCAAAGGGCAGCUAAAAGCCACGGGGUCCGGGUUACGUUGUGUGUCUUGGGUUGUCGGUGGCUGAGUGAAUCGAAGCUCCCUUGCUCCGUCCUGGUUUAAUGUAAUAACGUUAUUCUGAUUUAAAAUUUUUUUUUUUUUUUUUUUUUUGUAUGUCAGAUUUUGUAAGAUGUAUUUUCUAUUUGGCUCACGAUCUCUUUGCUGGUUAUUGGCUUGAAACGUUUUGUAGUGUGCCAGGGCAAACCACUGCAUUUCAUUCUCGGUUUCAUAAUAAAAACUGCUUCUCCAAGGCAA